ACAGUGAUUUUUUCGAGUUUGGAAAAAGUAUUUCGCAAUAUUAUUUAAUUGGUUUUGAGUUAAUGACCACGUUGGAAAGUUAAAAUUAAUUUGUAAUCAUGAGUCCUAAAACGGAUAUAGUAGUUAAACCAAAAAUAGUGCGGGUUUAUGAAUUAGAUGAAUUCGAAAAAUUGCUGAAAGGAAUGAAGGUUGCAGCAUGUAUGAUCACAGAGCCCUACCAAAUUGUUGAUGAGGAAAGUGUAAUGCGUAGAUUGAGUGCGCUUACACUCAAUGGUCCGUCAGACGGUAACGCCUGUUCUUGCUGUGGCGUUGGCCCAUUCGAGACGAGAGCUCAGCAGAUAGCUCAUUAUAAGCACCACUGGCACACACAUAAUUUGAAGAGGAAACUAUUUGGCAAGGCGCCUCUAACCCUUGGCCAAUUUAAUUCUAAAAAAGAAGAAGACGAAGACCUCAACGUAUCGGGUAGUGACUCGGAAGCAGAUGAGAGUGCGACCAAACCGGCCAGUGACCUGUUUGCAGCUGCCACCAGACAUUGUAAAGCUUUCUUCACCAACAAGAUUGGAGAAGUUUUCUGCGUGUACAGAUGCAUACUGCAUCAUAAAAAGGAAGAGCCAUGCGUAGACGGUCACGGCUGCCAAUGGAUAGCGCGCGUCCAAAAGCUGGUUCUCCCAGUAUUCCAGCGGUGGGCCGUCCUAAUGGUCUCGGGGGGGCAUUUCGCGGGGGCCAUCUUCUCUGGCAGCAUUCCCGUGGUGCACAAGACCCACCACUCGUAUGUGACCCGCAGGGGCCAAGGCCAGGCUCAGGUGUCGAGGGACCAACACGGGAACGCGCCUAAGUCAGCUGGAGCUAAUUUGAGGAGAAAAUUGCAAGCACAGUUUUUACAGACCGUUCAAGACAUCAUAGCUGGCUGGGCAGAAGACCUCAUAGGAUGCGAGCUCAUCCUAUACCGGGCGGUGGGGUCACUGAACCAGGCAGCUCUGUUCGGCAAGAACUCGCCGCUGAAGAAAGACGAUAUGAGAGUGAGGAUUCUGCCGUUCCCGACUAAGAAGCCAUCGUAUAAGGAAGUUAAAAGGGUGCACGAAACUGUGGCGAGCGUUGAAGUCUAUGAAUCUAUGGAGCUAUUUCAGAAAGCCCUGAUAGCAUCCACGGCAAGGCCAGUGAGCAAAUCCGGUUCCGACACGAGUGUGCAGAGCAAAAAACCUGCCAAAGCCAGCCCCAACAAGCCUGUGGAUAGAGCCAAAUCGAGAGAACGCACGCCACGCGAGCUGCCGACCCAAAUGCUCUCAAGCGAAGACGAAGGCCCAUGUUACAUCGACUCCGAAACCCCAGCCGGCUGGAUCAAGACCCUCUCAGAACAGAGUUCCAACGGGGUCAUAACUAACUCCAGAAAAGACUUAUUAAACGACAACCCAGUACCUUGCCCGGAUUCAGAUAGCGAAGAAGAUGUUAUAGAUAAGAAAGAAGCGAAGAAAAAGAGAAAGAAAGAGAGGAAGCAAGAGGAGAAACAGCAACCGGUUAAGGUGCAGCAGAAGAUCCCGACUAAUGUCAAAAAGGUAAGGAAUCGA
Messenger RNA from Ostrinia furnacalis (Asian corn borer), 1565 nucleotides. RefSeq names its product ankyrin repeat and zinc finger domain-containing protein 1. The transcript has 7 exons. The annotation marks the transcript as partial. The record is from RefSeq and is a predicted model, not a curated record. Gene Ontology annotation, biological process: ERAD pathway. NCBI's taxonomy places the organism in Eukaryota, Metazoa, Arthropoda, Insecta, Lepidoptera, Crambidae.